AUGCCGUCGGUCAGGUUAGGAUCAGUCGCGCCCGAAUUCUCUGCCGAGACGACGAAUGGUCCGAUCAAGUCCUUCCACGAGUGGACAGCCGAUUCAUGGGCCAUCCUCUUCUCUCAUCCUGCCGACUUUACGCCCGUUUGCACCACCGAGCUGGGCGAGGUUGCCCGACGACAAAAGGACUUCGAGGCUCGUAAUACCAAAGUCAUCGGCCUCAGCUGCAACGAGCUCAAGUCUCAUGAUGACUGGAUCAAAGACAUUAACCGUGUCAACUCAGUCCAAUUAUCUUUUCCAAUCAUCGCUGAUCCCGACCGCAAGAUAGCCACUCUGUACGACAUGUUGGAUGAACAGGAUCUAACCAACCGCGACAGCAAGGGCGUACCAUUUACUGUCCGAUCAGUAUUCGUCAUCGAUCCCGCGAAGAAGGUUAGACUGAUCCUGCAGUACCCAGCCUCGACCGGUCGCCAAUUUGACGAAAUCAUUCGCGCCUUGGACUCGCUCCAACUCGGCGACAAACAUCCCGUCACCACGCCAGCCAAUUGGACCCCUGGCCAGCCAGUCAUCGUUCAUCCCUCAGUCACUAACCAAGAUGCUGAAAAAAUAUUCCCCAACCCCAUCGACCACAAGACCCCUUACCUCAGAAUGACCUCCUUGUAA
Puccinia triticina is the source of this 654-nucleotide messenger RNA. RefSeq lists its product as uncharacterized. NCBI's taxonomy places the organism in Eukaryota, Fungi, Basidiomycota, Pucciniomycetes, Pucciniales, Pucciniaceae. The coding region runs from base 1 to 654 and encodes 217 amino acids. Gene Ontology annotation, cellular component: cytosol; mitochondrion. Gene Ontology annotation, molecular function: peroxiredoxin activity. The transcript has 3 exons. Gene Ontology annotation, biological process: cellular oxidant detoxification; cell redox homeostasis. The record is from RefSeq and is a predicted model, not a curated record.